Molecule: messenger RNA, 1591 nt
Organism: Myotis daubentonii (Daubenton's bat)
Lineage: Eukaryota; Metazoa; Chordata; Mammalia; Chiroptera; Vespertilionidae
Product: partner of Y14 and mago-like
Exons: 1
Coding region: 865-1194 (109 amino acids)
Source: RefSeq, a predicted model, not a curated record
UGUCACACUAAUACUCAUGGAAUACCGGAAGCCGGUCCACCCUUGCUGCUUGACACAGUCGCUGCAGGGAAGAAACAUCUGCACAGCUUAUGUUUCAAGGGACCUGGCGUAUAUGGCAUAUGUUUGCUCCCCCUCUUAGCGCCAUGUGUUUUAAACAGGGCCACCUCCCCGAGAAAGGUUGUUUCCCCAGGUGAGGAUUUUUCCCUGGAGUUAGGAAUUAACAGGACUAACAGGAUUAAGGAAGGGAAUAAAACCCCUUAACUAAGUGCCAGGCGGGUAAUUAAUCACUUUAACUACAAACAAUCACACUUAAGCUACAUAAUCUUUACUUAGGAUAAUCUCCUUCAGUUACUUCCUUGUAGUUUAACAGAACAAUAGAGUAGUGACCUUGGAAUGGAGAUAACAAACGCCCUAACCUUUGGAAUAGAAUGGAUAGGAUUAAAAUCAACUGGUAUAAAUACAGAUGUAAUAGGAGAAUAAAGAACAGAACCUGGCUGGAGACCCUGACUAGAGAACCUGGCUAGGCUGCUGAUCAACUGAACGCUGUCUCCGUGUCAUUCCUUCUUCGCUGACUCCGUCCACACCUUUGGGAACCCCUGGACCUGCUGGGGCUGGACCCCAACAAUGGAAGGCAAGUACAUUGCCUCAACACAGCGACCUGACGGGACCUGACGCAAGCAGCGGAGGGUGAAAGAAGGCUAUGUGCCCCAGGAGGAGGUCCCCGUGUAUGAGAACAAGUAUGUGAAGUUUUUCAAGAGCAAACCAGAACUGCCCCCAGGGUUGAGCCUCGAGGCCAUUGCUCCUGUCAACCCAUCAAGGUCUGAAGGUGGGGAACCAGGCCUCUCCAAGACAGCCAAAGGCAACAUGAAGCAGAAGGAGAAGAGGCGGCAGCAGCAAGAGAAAGGGGAGGCAGAGGCCUUGAGCCGGACUCUGGAAAAGGUGUCCCUGGGAGAGACAGCUCCACAGGGCUCCAGGGCAGCUCCUCCAGCUGCCUCUGACCAGCCUGACCCGGCUGCUAUCACUGAGAAGGCCAAGAAGAUAAAGAACCUAAAGAAGAAGCUUCGGCAGGUGGAAGAGCUGCAGCAACGGAUCCAGGCGGGAGAAGUCAGCCAGCCCAGCAAAGAGCAGCUGGAAAAGCUAGCAAGGAGGAGGGUGCUGGAGGAGGAGCUCGAGGACUUGGAGCUCGGCCUGUGAGGCCUUUGGGGAAUUGGGAAUGGACUAAAACAAACCAUGGGGCUUUCUGGGGUCCUGGGGGACAUGGCAGCAGCAGCCAGGAGGGGUACCCCCCCCCAUACUGGCUCACUUCCAUCUCUCAUGGCCCAACUCUGUCCUCCAGAGCCUAGCCUCUCCCUCAUUCCUUCCUUUUUCUUCCAAACUCCUAUUUUUUAGACGUUUCCCCUUCCCAUUCCCAGUGUUCAAAAAUCUCAGUGACUCUCCCAGGCUCCUUUGCUGCUGAUUUGGGUGUCUUAUUCAAAAGAAAAUUGGGUGGGUGGGACUCUCGGGAACUGAGGUUGAGGGUAGGGGGAGUAUGCCCAAGUCUUGGAGUCUUGAUUCCUGUUCACAGUGUUUAUGGGUUAUUUCCCCCUCAAUC